This is a messenger RNA of Pelobates cultripes (western spadefoot toad), 651 nucleotides long. The record is from the annotation of a GenBank genome assembly. Lineage: Eukaryota; Metazoa; Chordata; Amphibia; Anura; Pelobatidae.
AUGGAAAUAUACAAUAGAUAUACACCAUCACCUGAUAAUACAGCUCCUUCUGCUCACAUUCUCUAUAUACCAUCACGUGAUAAUACAGCUCCUUCUGCUCACAUUCUCUAUAUACCAUCAUGUGAUAAUACAGCUCCUUCUGCUCACAUUCUCUAUAUACCAUCAUGUGAUAAUACAGCUCCUUCUGCUCACAUUCUCUAUAUACCAUCACGUGAUAAUACAGCUCCUUCUGCUCACAUUCUCUAUAUACCAUCACGUGAUAAUACAGCUCCUUCUGCUCACAUUCUCUAUAUACCAUCACGUGAUAAUACAGCUCCUUCUGCUCACAUUCUCUAUAUACCAUCACGUGAUAAUACAGCUCCUUCUGCUCACAUUCUCUAUAUACCAUCACGUGAUAAUACAGCUCCUUCUGCUCACAUUCUCUAUAUACCAUCACGUGAUAAUACAGCUCCUUCUGCUCACAUUCUCUAUAUACCAUCACGUGAUAAUACAGCUCCUUCUGCUCACAUUCUCUAUAUACCAUCACGUGAUAAUACAGCUCCUUCUGCUCACAUUCUCUAUAUACAAUCACGUGAUAAUACAGCUCCUUCUGCUCACAUUCUCUAUAUACAAUCACGUGAUAAUACAGCUCCUUCUGCUCACAUUCUCUAA